This is a messenger RNA of Sinocyclocheilus rhinocerous, 2071 nucleotides long. Its product is annotated as GTPase IMAP family member 4-like. The transcript has 3 exons. The record is from RefSeq and is a predicted model, not a curated record. Gene Ontology annotation, molecular function: GTP binding. Bases 161 to 1039 code for a protein of 292 amino acids. Lineage: Eukaryota; Metazoa; Chordata; Actinopteri; Cypriniformes; Cyprinidae.
AUUUAUCUGGAUAUGGGAGGGCUCAAAUAGGCAGAAUAUAAAAAGCCUGGGCUAUUUACUUUUCCACAGGACAGAAAGUCUUCAGCAGAGUGCAACAACAACAACAACAACAACAAAAACUUCUACAAAUAUACCUACACCCAUCCACUUCUUCAAAACUAUGGAAACCAAAGAAGGAGGGAAGGAGCACCUUCGAAUGGUUCUGGUCGGCCUUCAGGGGGUUGGGAAGAGUGCAGCAGGAAACACCAUUCUGGGCCGAGAAGAGUUUCUCUCAGACCUCAGCGCCACUUCUCUCACAUCCACAAGUGAACGGAGGGAUGCUGUUGUCUGUGGGAGGAAAGUGACUGUUGUGGACACUCCUGGCUUAUUAAACAGUGAUGCUUCUAAUACAAUUGUAGAGCAGGAGCUGGAAAGAUCCUUGACUCUGUGUGAACCCGGACCCCAUGUUUUUCUCCUCGUUAUUCAGUUGGGUCGCUUCACUGAGCAAGAAAGACAUGUGAUGGACACUCUCCAGAAGAUGUUGUGCUCAAAUGUGAAUUCGUUCACAAUAGUGCUUUUUACAUAUGGAGACAAACUUAAGAAUAAAAGUGUAGAUGAGUUUGUAAGGGAGGAUAAAAACCUGCAGAAACUGAUCCAAAAAUGUGGCUCACAAUAUCAUGUGUUCAAUAAUACUGAGAGGGAAAAUACAUGUCAGGUCAGUGAGCUCUUUGAGAAAGUGGACAGUCAGUUGGGAAAGAGAAACAAAAAAUAUUAUGUUAGGACAAACAAGGAGCAGGGAAAGUCCUGGAACACACGCCACUUCUACACUGCUGCUGCUGCGACUGCUGCCGCUGCAGCUCUGUUGAUGUAUGCAGCAUUUACUAAGACAACAACACAGAGUAAAAUCCCAGAGUGUUCUCUGAGUGCCCCAAGUGAUGAGAUAGUAACAAAGGUGGAAGCAGAUGUUACUCAAAGUGAAACAUUUUGGGAAAUGUUGCACAGCCUGUUCAACAAGGACAACAAAAAGUGCCAGAGCAGCAGAAUCCAUGUGAAGAGCUGAGGAUUGUUCUCUUGGGAAAAACUGGAGUUGGAAAAAGUGCCACUGGAAACACUAUUCUUGGUGAAAAGGUUUUUAAAGUGAAUUUGUCAUCAUCGUCUGUGACAAAGGUUUGCUGGAAAGCUACAAAGAAUGUGAACAGCACAAAGGUUGCUGUUAUUGACACACCAGGACUGUUUGACCCCAGCUUUACUAUAGAGGAGAUGGUCAGCAGAAUUAAGCUGUGUAUUCCCCUUUCUGCUCCCGGUUCACAUGUCUUCUUACUGGCGCUUCAGCCUGGUCGCUUCACAAAAGAGGACAGAGACACCGUGGACAUCUUUCUCAAGAUCUUUGGAGAAGAUGCAAGUAAGCACGCCAUGAUUUUAUUUACACAUGGAGAAAAGUUUGAGGGUAGAAAUGUUCAAGAGUUUGUCGCUGGCAAUCCUGAUCUGAAGACACUCUUUGAGCAAUGCCAGAAGCGAUAUCAUGUUUUUAAUAAUGAGAACGAAGAUACCAUGUAGGUUGAGCAACUUUUUGAAAAAAUGCACAAGAUGAUUUCUGAGAAUAGAGGGCACUUUUAUACCAAUGAAAUGCUUGAGAAGGCAGAGAUCACAAUUCAAGAGGAAAAACAGCGAAUCUUAAUGGAAAAUGAAGAGCAGAGAAGCAAAGAACUGGAGGAUCUGAAAAUCAAAUAUGAAGCAGAGGCUCUGAAUCAGGCCAUAACAGAGCCGUGGGAAAGAAAAGAGAGGGAGGCAAGAGAGAAAGCGGAGAGAAACAACACAUUUCUCAAAAUAAUCACAGAGUUUCUGUUUACUAUUCUUGAAAAGUUCAUUAUGAGAAAACUUGGACAAAAUCAGUGAAUGGUUUGUACUUGUUGAACACCUAUAUAUUGUAUGUGUUGAACACACAUAUGUGUGUGUGUGUGUGUGUGUGUGUGUGUGUAUAUCAUUGUACCACAUUCAAACUUAUGCAGUACAUCUCAUUAAAUUACAUUUUAUUGUACCAAAUGACUGCCUGGUUUCAGGGAUCCAAUCAGAAAAUGUUUUAGACCCUGUU